UAUGCUGCACUUUUUUUUCCCCUUCUCUUUCUCACAUGAACAAUUCUUAGGCAGGCAGCCCCUGACAUUUGGACUGGAGAUCUCCGCCUCACUUUGUUUACACAGUUGUCUCCAUUCAUUCAGUGAAAGAAAUCACUUCCCUAGUGGUAGAUGAUAAAAGGCUCUCUGCAGCGGAGUGUCAGAGUCACUGGGAGACCCAGCAGCACAUUCCUGUUCUCAGGCUCAGAACAAGCUCUUUCCAUUUCUUAAACAAACUAUUUAUUUUCCUUUUAAGAAGCAUGCAAGAGCCCAACAGGAGAUCACAGCUUCCUAGCAGCUGUCACUAUGUAGAUUGCCUGAAGAGAUGACCUCAGCUCGGAGAGGAACCCUCAGGAGCUCAUUGAUAAGGUUUCUCUGUGCCUGGGUCUGUCGGACGUGUGGUGGGAGACGCCCCAAGAGCAAGAAGAGUCUACUACUGCUGUGCACUGCUUGUAUUCUGUAUGGGAUUUUUAUAGUAAGUCAGGUGGUCAACGUUUUACCACAGAAGCCCACUCAGAAAGUGUCUACCACACAGCGACCACGGAACAUUUUGGAACAGAACACAUUUUAUGUGGAAAAUUCCCAGCCAGAUGGGGGCGCUGUAAACAACUCGCCAACACUGCAGCCUAAUGUUGUAUACAUCACUUUGAGGUCCAAGAGAAGCAAGCCAGCCAAUAUCAGGGGGACAGUGAAACCAAAGAAGAGGAGGAAAUCUGGAUCGCUGGGACACAAUGAGCUGGGGUACAGCAUCUUCCAAGGUAUUCAUAAAAUGGAGGACAAGCUUGGGGAAGGGACUCAAAAAAGGGGAACCCCCACCUACAAAUCCGGGGACCUGGCAUUUACUAUUGUAGGUGAUGCUAGGGGGGAGGCUAACAAGCAUCAGAGUAACAUUAGAAUAUACAGUGACAGCGCACCGCCAUGGUUUAGUCCAAAUGACAUCAGGGCAAUGCGGUUCCUAGCUGAUUCUAGGAUACAAAAGAUUACACAGGUGCCGGCAAGCCAUGCACAUUUCAUCCAGUUUGACAUGCCGUCCAAGAAAAACCCGGUUUCGUCAGCCUGCCAGGGAACGUGUGGUCUUGUUAAAAGACCCUUGGACAUGAGUGAAGUUUUUGCUUUCCACUUGGAUCGGAUACUGGGGCUUAACCGGUCACAGCCAGCUGUAAGCCGAAAGUUUGAGUUUGUGCAAGAUGUUCUGCCAUGUCCAGUUAUACUGUGGGAUUCCUUCUUGUCUCCUACUGAUAACAUCACACAGUCAUCUGUCAAACUUAAGUGGGGAUCUUACCAAAAAAUCCUUUCCCACAAGUGUUGGUUGAAUGGAAAAGCUCCAAAAGCAGACCUGGGCUGUCCAGACGUCCAUCACCAUGAGUGGUCCAAAAUGGCACUUUUUGAUUUUCUUCUACAAGUUUACACUCGUUUUGACAAAAACUGCUGUGGCUUCAGACCUCGAAAAGAAGAUACCUGUGUCCAACAAGGUCUACAUAUAAAAUGUGAUGACCCCCAGGACACUGACCUAACACACAUUGUACAAAGGAAACAUGACCCUCGGCACUUGGUCUUCAUUGCAAAUAAAGGAUAUUUUGACAGGAGUGAAGAUAAUUUGAAUUUUAAGUUACUUGAAGGAAUAAAAGAGUUACCUGAAUCUGCUGUUUCAGUGUUAAAAAGUCAGAAACUCAGAGAAAGACUCCUUCAGUCAUUUUUUCUGGACAAGGUCUUCUGGGAAAGUCAGAGAGGACGUCAAGGGAUCGAAAAACUUAUUGAUGUAAUAGAAAGAAGGGCCAAAAUCCUGCUGACUUACAUCAAUGCCCAUGGAAUUAAAGUCAUAGCAAUGAAUGAGUAAAUUGACCAAUCACCUCAAAGAACUGAGCAAGUAAAAUCAGAAAUGUUAUGUGACGUUUACUUGAAACAGUAAAA
Nanorana parkeri is the source of this 1929-nucleotide messenger RNA. It is a transcript of the gene GASK1B, whose product is annotated as family with sequence similarity 198 member B. Lineage: Eukaryota; Metazoa; Chordata; Amphibia; Anura; Dicroglossidae. The coding region runs from base 344 to 1855 and encodes 503 amino acids. Gene Ontology annotation, cellular component: Golgi apparatus. The record is from RefSeq and is a predicted model, not a curated record. The transcript is spliced from 4 exons.